AGUAUGUUUUCCAGAAGCAUACGGUGUUUUUACACGACGCGGUCACUCUAUUCGCAACCCUCAUAGGAUUGGCAAAUUAAAAUUAAAAUUAGACGUUUGCUAGGAAAACAUGUAUUCAAAGGCGAAAUUUGUGCUCAUUUUCUUACUGGGUGUGGUGGCCAGCUGCUGGGGAUUCUUGGAGCAUGACAGCUGGAUUACAGUAGAGCUCCAGCACUCGCUGGCUGCCAACUCUGAAAGCUUCUCCUUCCGCGGGAACGUGACGAUUCCAAGCCUCAACUCUGGACUGGCCAAUGUGGAGCAACCAGCUCUGAGCAUUGUCGAUCUGGAUUUGCUAAAGAAACUGGCUUUAGGAAACGAGUUCUACCGCUUGAAGGCCACGGUGGUUUAUUCAAAUGGAGCUAAGGCGCAGUUCAUCACUUCCAACAAGGCUUGCCGUCUGUUGCAAGCCCAACUGAAUGACGUGCUUUGGGUGUCGCUUGAUCCCUCCGGAUACGUUACCGGCAUCACUGUGUCCCAGGACACGGCCCCGGCCACCGUAGAGUGCACCCAGGAAGACGUGAAUAAGCUGGUUGAAAAGCAAUUCAGCACCGAUGUGCUCAUUCGACACGCUGAACUAGCACCCGUGCCGGAUACUGCUGGCUUCAUUCAGAAGGUGGAGCGGGAGCGCGAAGCCAGAGAGCGCGGCGAGGUUCGGGAUAACCGCGGCUUUUUCGCCAAAUACUGGAUGUACAUCGUUCCGGUAGUUCUGUUGGUAUUCAUUUCGGGAGCCACCAAUCAGGACGGUGCGAAGUAGUUACCUGAAUGAUGUGGUGUAAUUUUUUGUUAGCAUUUUCUAAUUACAAUUCCUAGACAAUUUGGAUUUAGCAAUUAAAGCUUGUAAAAUAAAAAUCGAUUCAUGAGAUAUUUUAUUUUAAAUAUACGUGCCUUUGUGCAGAAAUAUC
Molecule: messenger RNA, 941 nt
Organism: Drosophila erecta
Lineage: Eukaryota; Metazoa; Arthropoda; Insecta; Diptera; Drosophilidae
Gene: EMC10
Product: ER membrane protein complex subunit 10
Exons: 4
Coding region: 110-793 (227 amino acids)
Cellular component (GO): EMC complex
Source: RefSeq, a predicted model, not a curated record